Molecule: messenger RNA, 1239 nt
Organism: Trichophyton verrucosum HKI 0517
Lineage: Eukaryota; Fungi; Ascomycota; Eurotiomycetes; Onygenales; Arthrodermataceae
Exons: 2
Coding region: 1-1239 (412 amino acids)
Molecular function (GO): FAD binding
Source: RefSeq, a predicted model, not a curated record
AUGGGGAAGCAGCAAGAAACCAUUCUUAUCAUUGGAGCCGGUAUUGCUGGUCUUACAACUUCUCGCCUCCUCACAAACAAUGGAAUUCCCAAUAUUGUCUUUGAGGCAUCGACACCAGAUCGCAGUCAAGGAUUUGCCAUCAGUCUUCAGGAGUUUGGGUACUCGGCACUUCUCGCUGCUCUGGGUGAUCUCCCCCUCAGCAGCCUGAUCAGGGGCGUCGCGCCGGACCGAAAAAUUGGUGGAAGUGGUUGGAUUGACCAGGCGUUGAGGGAUAAUCGAACGGGUGAAGUAUUAGUCGCUCCAGACCUCACAACAACGAAGCAAACAAUUGUGCGCGCGAAUCGUAAUGCACUGCGUCAUUGGAUUGUGGAUUGCGGAGAGGAUGAGCUUGAUGUGCGAUAUGGGCAUAAACUGCAGAGGAUCGAGGGAAAAUUGGGGGAUGUCACUGCAGUGUUUGAGAACAAUGCCAAAUACAAGGGGUCUCUUAUUAUCGCCGCUGAUGGCGUAAAUUCUACCGCCCGGUCCCAGAUUCUCCCCAACGUGGUUCCUGAGGCAAUUCCUUUAAUUCACUAUCAUGGAGAGUUCCAGAUUUCUCACUCUGCCUUUGAUGAGCUCAUUCGGCCCCAUAGUGGACACUCCAAUAUUCUCGUUGGUGUUGGUGACAGAUUCAACACUCCACUGUCAAUCUGCAACAUUACCAAGUCUCAAGUACACCUCGAUUGGUCAUAUUCACGGACUGUUAAGGGCGAAAAUGAUAUUCUAUAUUGCCCCAAUGUCCCAUCCGAAGAAGCAAAACAGAUUCCUCCAGCGCUGCUCGAGGAGUUGGAUACUCUUAGCUUAGCGGAGCCGUGGAAGACUUUCUUGAAUUCAGAGUCCCUCAAGGCCCACCGAGUAUUCCAUUGGACUACCAGGUGUGUUUACAUUACGCAGGAUGAUGCUCGGCACGCAGGUGAGCAGGGUGUCGUCUUUGUGGGCGACUCGUGGCAUGCAAUGCCUAUCUUUGGUGGUGAGGGAGGGAACCAUGCGCUUCUUGAUGGUGUCGAACUAGCUAACGCCAUAAUAACUUCUACUGAGAGCAGUGGAAGGGGUUCCUGGGACAAUGUUGCUAAAAAUUAUUAUGGUGGUGCGUGGAAACGGUCCCAAGAUGCUGUUCGACGGUCAACUCAGCGCUUCUUUCUACUUCAUCGACCAGCCACGGAGUGGAAAGAGAUUUCAGAGAAAAAGAAAACGCUAGCAUGA